AUGAUUCGAAUAACUAUUGUCGCUAUUAUUACUCUUUUUUUACAACAAUAUAUUGAAAUAACACAAGCAGUAACAUGCGCAAGUAAUCCAUGUGGUCUUGUACCUGGUGUCUAUGAGCCAGCAAAUGGCUAUUGUUGUUUGGAUAUUCCGCCUAAUUAUAGAGAUUCAUUAUGUACAUGCCCAAAUAAUGUUCAACCUGUUGUUAAUGCACCUUGUCGUACUAGUACAAUUCAGUCUCGUUGUACUAAACUAUGUGUUAAUGGUGGUGUAUGUAAUGUAGUUAAUGGUCAAGAAGUAUGUUGGUGUCAAUUAGGUUUUAGUGGCGUACAUUGUGAAAUUCAAGGUAUUCAAAAUCGUUGUUAUCCUGGAUUAUGUCAAGCUGGAAUUUGUUACGAGCAAGCGAUUGGAUCAAGUAAUUAUGCAUAUUGUCAAUGUACACCUGGCUGGACAGGAAUAACAUGCAAUCAAUGUUAUUUUACAUGUACACAACAAGGUAUCUUUCCUGAUACAGCACAAUGUGCAAUUGGUCGAUAUUUUUACUGUCCACAAGCAUCUGGUGCACCUACCGCUGCUGUUUGUCCAGCUGGACAAAGAUUUAACCGUCUAACAAGACAAUGUGACAGUACAUAUCAAUGCACGUAA
Messenger RNA from Rotaria sp. Silwood2, 642 nucleotides. The record is from the annotation of a GenBank genome assembly. Lineage: Eukaryota; Metazoa; Rotifera; Eurotatoria; Philodinida; Philodinidae.